GUCAGUUCGCUGGUGGAGUUUGCUAGUGUGGUUGUCAUGUUAAACAUGGCUAGUAAACAAAGCAGGAGCCAACCCAAAUUUACGAUAGAAGAUGCCUUUGAGGAAGAUCCCGAUGACGCUAUUCGCUUGUAUGGUUCCACAAGUGAGCGUUCACCGUUGAAGCCGAAGGCCCGCGACGGAAAUAUUGGUGCAGAAGACGUGACAGUGAGGGUGGAGGGACCUCUGACUGGCGGCGGGGCGGCCAGCGGCGUCAAGGGACUCCUCGCUAUACCCGAUGUUGACGCAAUAUCUCGUGACAGUGACUCUCUAAUACCUGGAGAUUGCGGAAGCAACUUCUCAGAAUCUCCACGAUGGUGGUUUCUUCAUCCAAAAGUUCGGGAAAAGUGGAGAAUAGUUGCUGGAGCCUUCACCCUUCUCAUUAUGGGCAUAAUAUUACUCAUUACUGGUAUAGUCGUAGAAGCAAUUCCGCUCGAGAGCCUAUCUGGUCCAGUUUUCAUCAUUGCCGGUCUCAUAUGCUUCAUCCCAGGCGCAUACCAUGUAGUUUAUGUUCUACUAGCAGUAUGGGGUAGAAGGGGUUAUGACUUUUAUAAUCUUCCACUUUUCAACUAAUGCUUAUUGGAUGGUAAGGAAUGCAGUUAGUAAGUCCUAACUUCCAGUAUCGGCCUGUAAGCUUGAAUUAUUAUAGUACUAUACAGUAUAUUAAAACCAUAAAAAGACAUUGGAAAUAUUUUCACAUAAGGUACAUAAUCGAGUAGAAGUCACAAUAUUAAGGUGCAGUCAUACUGAUAUGACUGAAAUUAAUGUACUGUAUAUUCAUAUACACUAGUAGAGUAUUUGCAUUUGAAAACAUCUAUAUUUUUUUAUUUUCAGAUAACAGGCCUUUUUUUUUUAUUGAUAAACCAGGUUGCAUUUGCGAGGCAUUAUUGUUUUUAUUUCAUUUUUGUACAAGUAAGAUCUGGCACACUACAGUGCUCUGUACUGUUUGAUCAGUGUGUUCAGACAUAAAGAGUAAUAUGUACUACUGUGUGUAACGUUUGCGGCAAUAUUUAAUAUACAGGCAGUUCCCAUUUUACGAACAAGUUACAUUCUGGGACCGUGUUUGUAAAGCAUUUGUUCGGAACACAGAUUGUGAUUUUCCAUAGGUGCAAAGCUAUAAAGGAAAGAUGCGUUUCCAGGCUACCAAAACUUAUCAAAAUUCAAAAUUUUUCAAGGUAAUUCAAAAUUCAAAAGUUCAAGGUAAACAUUAUUUACCUUGAACCUGUUUGUCAAAGUUAGCUGUUUUUGAAGAGCGAAGUGGUACAAUUAUAUGAAUAAAUAAAUAAAUAAAAAUACAUGUGCACUGUAUUGGUGGAACGUCAUUUUGUAAUUGGCCUCACGAGUAAACGUCUCCCCACCCUCCUAUCUCCAGCCCAGGAGCCCCACCUCACUAACAGAGUAAACACAUCGUGGUCAUGGCCAACACAAAUCAUGUUUUGUGUGGGGUCUUAGAGGAUUUGAGGCCACUAGGUAUUGGGAGUGUAUCUCUCACACCCAGGCACCCACCCACACACCCCCUACAACCCCCAUGAACCUUCCUCCCCCAUUGCACCCUUCCUGCCAGGAACUCCCAACCCAUACUGGUUGUACUGGUACAACCCAAGCUGUACUCCAUGUUGCUGACAGGAAAUUCAAAGGGUUGCUCCAGCGAGUUAGUACAAUGAUUUUAUGCAUGAUAGGGGUACAUAGAGACCUGGGUGAAUGUUCAUGUGGACGAAUGUUCGUGAGGUGAAUGUUCGUAAAACGGGAACUCCAAUGUAUAUCUUAAAUGGAUAUCUGCACAUGCAGUAUAUCAUGCAGGCAUUGUACAUAUAGCAGGUAAUUUAUAACAAAACAACAGACUUUAAAACCAUAGUCACACAGCAUUUAAAGGAAGGUUUUAUGUACAUGUUAUUUAGAAAUGGAUAAUAAUGAGUAAAUAUGAAACGUGCCGUCGAUUGUAACAUGCAGUCGAUUGUGACAAAAAAUUACUCGCCGACCUUAGCAAUGCCUGCCUUAUUCAGCAUUUUGUUGUGGAAAAGCAACUUGUUAGUAGCUAAUAAGUGAUAAUAAAAUGAAGACUGACAAUUAAAGGUUCUCAGAAAUGAGUAUUGGUUAUGUGCCUUCCUUUAGUUUGUUCUAGGGAAAUAUUUGUAUGAAUCUCCAAUAGCCAGAGUGUUAGACAUAGGUACCGAGAGAGAGAAUAAUGGUUGUCGUCUUCAUUCUUUCUUCAGAUUAUGAUAAUGCAGUAUUAUAAUUUUGUGUAAAUUCUUAAGGAUUAUCACUCUACCAACUUCUUGAUGAUGAUAGUCUCUAAUUUAAUCAAUUAUCGAAUCAUCUUGCAACACUUACGUUGCAUGAAUCAUAAGUGUUUAUGCUCGUGCUGUUUAUUGAAAUGUUUUAAAUUAUUUUUGCAUGUGUUUAUUUGGUAGUACAGUACAGUAUAUAUACAGUAUAUAUAUAUUUAUUUGUCAAAUCCCUCGUGUACUCUAAUUUUUAUAUCGGGUUUAUGUUAUGUGCUGAAGUACGUAUGUGUGAUAUAAAAUAUAGUAUUUCAUAAUCAAAGUGUUGCUAUAUAUUUUUUAUGUAAAUUUUAUAUCAAGGUCCAGCUCAGUAGGAAAGUGAAAUGUUUAAAAAAUUAGUUUAGAUAGUUUUUUAAUUACUUCAGUACAUUGCUGGAUCAUAUUUUCAUAGUCGGACAUUCUGAUGAUAAAACACAUUACACAGGUGAUCCUUUUCACUCGGUGUAUUGUCACAGGAUUCGUUCAUAAUAGUAGACGGUAAUAUUCCUUGAACUGAAAUACAAUAAUACUGUAUAUAUAUAAAAGGGGAAAUUUGUAUGAAGAGAUCUUAUUAUAUUUUAAUACCAGGGAAUUAUAGCAUAUGUUCCAUUAGUCUUAUUAGAGUUGGUGCAGCUCUGUGCUGAAGGUGGGUAACUAUUUUAACCAAAUCCAAAAGAAGAAAUAAAUCCCUGAAAAGUAUUUGUAUGGCCCGUUCCUCUUUUAUGAUAUUAUGCUAGUCUUGGGGGGGGGACAGAAAGAGGUUAUAUUGUGUGUGUAUAUAUAUCAAAUGCAUUUCAGUUGCCUCUUGCAAUUAGGGCAAAGGUUCUUACAUUGAAUCUCGUAAUUAUUUUUUUUUAUUCUGCAGAAUAUUAUAGUGUUCUGCAUUAUAUUAUAUAAUAUAAUGUAUUAUAAUAAUAUAGUCUAGGAAUCUCUCUAAUGCUUUUUUAUUUUAACUUUUGAAGUAUUUUUCUGAUGUAAAUUUCUUGUGAUAGUUAUUAUCUAAAUCUUAUACUCCAGCAUUGUUUACCAUUGUGCCAAGUAUGUUUCCUAAGUGAUGUUUUGUUUAAGAUGCACUCUUACUACUUAAAGUUUUUAGUUUAGACAAUCUUUGCUCAAGUAUCACACUUUAACAAAUGUUAAUAGUUCAUUUUGUCAGGGAUGGGAAGCCUGUGUGUAUACUGGGUGUAUACUUCAAGCUUAUUUGUUGACCAGACCACACACUAGAUGGUGAAGGGACGACGACGUUUCGGUCCAUCCUGGACCAUUCUCAAGUCGAUUGUCUUGAGAAUGGUCCAGGACGGAACGAAACGUCGUCGUUCCUUCAUCUUCUAGUGUGUGGUCUGGUCAACUUACUUUAGCUACGUUAUUGUGACUCAUCGCCUGCUUUAGGCUUAUAUUGAGGUCCUCUUUAGGUCAGAGUAAGGGGAACAUCUGUGGAGAGGAUGGAUAAGACCAUAUUGAAGAGACUUGUAGCUUUUUCAUAAUACUUUUCAUAUUUAGUAGUGUUUGGAAAUCUAGUACCACAUGAUAUCAAAAUACUCACACCAGUAUCUCAUUCAUUACAUAGACUAAGUGUUAAGCUUUUCACAAAUUAAUUUUUUUUUAAAGCCAUUCACUUAAGCCUUGUUUCAAAUCAGUCCUGUUUACAAUAUUUAUUUUUCUGAGGGAGCCCCUUGGUGGCUUCCUGACAAUAUCUUGCUAAGAUAGUUCCAUGCUAAAAGAUAACAACAGUUGCAGAAGUCCUGCUUGGUCUACAAAAGACCAUAGUCAGAACCUGGCCCCACCUCACAGGUGUAGGGAACAAGUGACAAUUUGCCUCCCCACCAGGAAAGCAUCCAGAAAGUCAUUGAAGCUUUACAGACAACUGUGGGUUCACAGAAGAAAACUGCCCAAAACUCUGUAAAUGAUGCACAUUGAACAAGAGAUUCAGGGGGCAUUCUUUUAGUAGUGCUGGGGUUCGCUUGCUUGUUUAUACGGCAUGCCAUGGUCGCCAUUUGUAGUCUAUUUGUUUUGGCUGCAUUUGGUGACUGUUUUUCUGGUAAAUGGCUCUAGUACUUGGGAUUUCUAUUUGGUUAGCUACCUUCAGAUCCUAAUAAAUCCCUUGUGGGGUCUUUGACAUAAUCUGUUAUGGAUUGGCCUGAUGAGCUUUCACUCACCGAGUGCAAGCAUGAAGGGCAUUCAUCGUUUUUACUACCUGACUGAUUCUAUCUGCCUCCUCCAUGCUGCCUGCUGUAUCGGCGACACCUAUGAUCCCGAGUCUUUUGAGGUUUGGUCUCACUGAGUCUCGGCCCUAAUUCAGCUUUGAGUUUGGAACCUUUCCAGGCAGCUGCCGUUUUCUUAGGGUUCAGCAUUUGCGGCAUAUUGAUCGUCCAGAUGCCCCGCAGAUAGCCCAUAUGGUGUUUAAGGACCUGGAAUUUGAGGAGUUGGUGACCUUGAUCUGAACCAAGUCUGUAUCUUCUCUUCCUUCCUCUGUGGGUGUGGUUCAUCCUGCUUCUGACCCCCCCUCCCUCUGCUUCCUGGUUCUGGCUCCUAAGCAUCUGAGCCAGGUCAAGUUUUGCUCGGGGUGUAGCUCUGCAUUCUUUAAGGUGGUCCCAUCCACUUUGAUGGCAGAGGCAGCUGAGUCUUUAGGCCCCACUGGAGUUUAAGGACAUUUGCCUUUUCAACCCUCCUUUUUCCCGACCCUCCAAACCUCCUUGGAAGGAUUCUUUUCUGUUGCAGGUGUUAAGUGAAGACUUUGACUGCUGCUAUUGGUCAAGAUUCUUGGGUGGAUCUGAUUCCCAGGCUGUUGCACUAAGAGUUGUUCUUCAUCUUGACAUCACAAUUACUGUACUUGUCACGGGAAGAUGGUUCUGCUUGUGGUUUGCACUGACCAUUCAUGGUUCAUCCCUUUUGAUGCAGCCAUGGAGGACAUCUGGCUCGUAUCGGUUUGAUCCACUGGUGUGGGAAAUAUUCACCAUUCCAUUAGACAAUAGAUUAUUUAUAGUCCACAGGGCAUGAACCUUCCCAUGGCAACCACUAGCUAGUCUACCCAACCAUGAUGUCAUUAAACGUCAUGACAACUAACUUUAAAUGUAUCCACUUAACUUCUACUCUUGUGAGUAUGAUUCAUUGAUAUAAUAUUGUUUCUAAAAUAUAUCCUAAUUCAGGUAUUUAGUUAUUAGCCAGAUUAGAAUAUAUUUGUUUAAAUGUUGAUAAUAAAAUGUAACUAAUCGGCAUCCCCUCCCCCACUCCAGUAGGAGGGAAGACUCGAUUCCCUCACAAGAAAAAAAACUUGCAUGUGAUCCUCCAUUAAUGGACACUUCUGAUCAUCACUUGGAAUCACAAUAUGCUUAAGUUGUCUUAAGAUCAUACUGAAUUGUGAAUUGCAAUAUAAAAUAAGUGUCCAAUGAAAUACUAGAGAUUUACUUAGCAGCCGGCCACGAUGCCUCAUAGUCAUCACAGUUCAUCAAGACACAAAUUGUGCCUAGCUCAAAGGUGAGCCAAUUGAGCCUGGACAAUACAGAAGCAGACUCGGGCACCCGGAGUCCAAUACAGUAUUUAAAUUUACCAUUUCUGAUAGGAUUUUAUGCCACUAUUUCCCUCUCUUGAUUAUGGUUUACAGAAUGAGUUUUAAAACCAAUUAAAUGUUUGUAUUAAAUCUUAAUGUGAGAACAGUAUUAUUAAUACUGUACUGAUCACAUAUCGCCUAUCAUUUGAAAUAUUUUACUUGUAUGAUCAUAUAUAUCAUAUCGUUUUAAAGUAUUUUAUUAGUAUGAUCAUAUAUAGCCUAUCAAUUGAAAUAUUUAAAGAAUAAGAGUUGUUUUAGUUUUGAUAUUUUGAUUAUCUAAAUCUUUAAUUACUGUAUUAUUAUUUAGUGUUAUGCUGUAGACAAUUGUUACCAACAAGUAAUUAAGUUAGGCCAAGAUAAGGAAAUAAUUAAUCAGUGCUCAUUAAUUAAUUAAUUAUUUAAUUAAUUAAUCUGUUGUUUACAGUAGAAACUUGUAGUUAGCGUACUUCCAAAGGAGUUUAAAUCCCACAGACUAAGUCCUUGAAUUAUUGUAGAAGUAAAUUAGAAGUAGAAGCAUCCUUCAAAUUAGAAGUAGAGUUUUAUCAAAUUUCCCCACAACUGGUUCUGCCUUGGUGGAUGCCGUGUAGGUUGAACCUGUUUCUAUGGUUCCCUGUUUCAAGAUUCGCAUUUACCCGAUUUAAUAUCUCGGGGAGAUAUUAGUAUUCGAACAGCCUUAAGCUGGUCUAGCCAACUAAAGGAUAACCCUCGUUCCCAUGACAUUUGGAAAUUUACUGCUCUCUCAGUUGUAUAUGCUAAUAUGUCUUGGGCUGAUACAUGGAUUUGGAUGUGGAGGCUUUAGCAGUUGAACAGGGUCCUGGCAGCCAGGUAUCUUGUCAAUGUUUCUCCUCGCCAUCGGCCUUGGCUUGUGCAUGUCCCGUGUUUUCUUCUUCGUUGUGAUGUCUGCAGUGCUCCCCUCCCUUGUUAGUCUCCUUGUUUUCUUUCUCCACGGGUAGAUAGUUUUAGGGGUCCCACAAGGGGGGGUCUCACCAGAAAACCAAUGUUGAAUGUAAUGAAAUGCCAAUUUCUGGGUGAGCCCGGUGGCUCCCAACCACUUGGGCUGGACGGUAGAGCGCCGGUUUUGCUUCGUGCAGGUCGGUGUUCAAUCCCUGACCGUCCAAGUGGUUGGGGACCAUUCCUUACCCCCCCCCCGUCCCAUCCCAUAUCCUUAGCCUGACACCUUGCCAGUGCCAUAUAGUUGUAAUGGCUUGGCUCUUUUCCCCUGACAGUUCCCCUUUUAGUGGCUCCCUGACACCCUCCCUUUCCCAGGGGGUCAAUGGGGGCUUUUUCCAUUAUCAUAUAACUGAGGAUGGAGCAGUCACCCUCGGUUCACUCAUUACAAUUAAUUAAUGGGAAUUUUGUUAAAUUUUUACAUAAAUUUUAAACAAAAUAUGGAAAAUAAAAUAUACAAUUGUAUGCACCUUGAUAAUUUAAUCAUUCUGUCUAUAUAUCAUGUAGGGAAAUACAAUUCUGUUAUGUAUAAGAGCAACAAUUCUUAUACAAUUCUUGAGAGGCGAGAUUGUACAAAACACCGAGGAAAGAAAAAAUGUCAUUACACAAAGACAAACGCACACAAUUUUAUAUAUAUAUAUAUAUAAUAUAUAAUAAUACAGUAUACAUAAAUAAAUAAUAUACCCUAUAUGUAAAUAAUUUAAAUGUAUACCCAUGUAUAGGCAGGAAAAGGGAAGAUGAGGUUUUAAGGUCAUAUGUCACCUUCCACAUGUGUGUGUGUUAUUGAUUAGUCAUCUUAGUAAUAUGACUUACAACCAAAAUAACAUUUUAUUGUUUUCCUACUUCACAUGUCACCUGUUUCCAGCCUAUAUAUUCAAGUGUUGUAUUGAAUUGAUUUUGCUUUUGAAGAUGUGUUGAUUAAUACAAGAAUACUCAAGUAA
This is a messenger RNA of Procambarus clarkii (red swamp crayfish), 7733 nucleotides long. Its product is annotated as transmembrane protein 134. Lineage: Eukaryota; Metazoa; Arthropoda; Malacostraca; Decapoda; Cambaridae. The record is from RefSeq and is a predicted model, not a curated record.